UGUUUGUCCCAUAGCGUGUGCCGUAGUUGACAAAACGUGUGUGACUGAGAGUUAGCCUAGCCUAGCCUAGCCAUCUGUGUUCCUGAUGCCUGUACUGUGACAGUUGUGUGGAGCGGGUAUCCUCUUCAUUAAUAACAAUUUUCUCCUCAACAUGAGUGACAGCGAUGAGGAUGACAUCCCUCAGCUAUCAGCUGCUACUCUUGCAGCUUUACAGGAGUUUUAUGCUGAAAGGAUUAAUGAAACGGGGCAGGAACAGCCUGAACAGACAGACAACUACACCGUCGGUGCCCUCAAGGAGGACUGGCAUAUGAGCCAGUUUUGGUACAGUGAUGAGACAGCUACCCGGUUAGCUGAGGAAGCCAUCCAGCAAGCGGGAAAACAAGGAAGGAUAGCCUGUGUUAGUGCACCAAGUGUGUAUCAAAAACUGAAGCAGCUGGAGUCCCAAAGAGAAGAUGGCUCACAUGGUGUCUCAUCCGUGCUGUUUGAGUUUGACCGUCGAUUUGCUGUUUAUGGCGAGGAGUUUAUCUUCUAUGACUACAACAACCCACUAUGCUUACCAGAACACAUUCUUCCACAGAGCUUUGACUUUGUAAUUGCAGAUCCUCCAUACCUGUCAGAGGAGUGCCUCAGCAAAGUGGCACUGACAGUGAAAUUCCUGACCAAGAGCAAAAUGCUGCUUUGUACAGGAGCCAUCAUGGAGGAGCUUGCAGGAAAGCUCAUGAACUUGAAGAUCUGCAGUUAUCUACCGAAACACAGUCACAACCUUGCCAAUGAAUUCCGGUGUUAUGUUAACUAUGAGUCGAGCCUCCUUUCUUGAGCAGCAGGAUUGGAAUGGGACCUGAAAGCUGUUUGAGACGUUAUUAUAACCUCUGACUUUCUAAGUUUGAAUGAGCAGUUAGUAAGUGGUUGGUCAUUUACUGUAUUGGUUUUGUGUGAAUUGCCAUAUCUAAAAGGUUUAAAGUUAUGAAUCUUGACUCUUUUAAUGCUUUUUUUUAUUGUUCAUAACUUGUACAUAUUUAUAAAUAUUAGCCACAUACUUCUUGUAAACACUGUACACUAGAUGCAAGCAAAUAAAAUG
This is a messenger RNA of Astyanax mexicanus (Mexican tetra), 1078 nucleotides long. It is a transcript of the gene eef1akmt1, whose product is annotated as EEF1A lysine methyltransferase 1. NCBI's taxonomy places the organism in Eukaryota, Metazoa, Chordata, Actinopteri, Characiformes, Acestrorhamphidae. Gene Ontology annotation, biological process: methylation. The record is from RefSeq and is a predicted model, not a curated record. Gene Ontology annotation, molecular function: nucleic acid binding; protein-lysine N-methyltransferase activity. The transcript is spliced from 5 exons. The coding region runs from base 152 to 817 and encodes 221 amino acids.